Molecule: messenger RNA, 1044 nt
Organism: Quercus robur (English oak)
Lineage: Eukaryota; Viridiplantae; Streptophyta; Magnoliopsida; Fagales; Fagaceae
Product: enoyl-CoA delta isomerase 2, peroxisomal-like
Exons: 1
Coding region: 135-860 (241 amino acids)
Biological process (GO): fatty acid beta-oxidation
Cellular component (GO): peroxisome
Molecular function (GO): enoyl-CoA hydratase activity; delta(3)-delta(2)-enoyl-CoA isomerase activity
Source: RefSeq, a predicted model, not a curated record
UGGAGAUAAUAGUAUGGUACCACUGUCAAGUGUGAAGGAAAAAGUCAUCUUAUUUCUAGCUAUGAGAUAGGAGAUAGCUUUCACACAAUAAUAAGAGAGAGAGAGAGAGAGAGAAAGAGAGAGAAAUUGUAAGCAUGUGCACAUUAGAGAAGCGCGGCAACCUCUUCUUCUUAACCCUAACCGGCGACGACGACCACCGUUUCAGCCUAACUCUCAUCGAAUCUCUCAUCUUCGCUCUCUCCAAAGUCAAAUCCCAAGCUGUCCAUGGCUCCGCACUCAUCACCACCGCCCACGGAAAAUUCUUCUCUAACGGCUUCGACCUCGCAUGGGCCCAAUCCGCCGGCUCCUCCUCCGGCGCCAUAGAUCGACUCCACCACUUGGUCGCUUCCUUCAAACCCGUCGUCUCCGCUCUCCUCUCCCUCCCUAUGCCCACAAUCGCCGCCCUCCCCGGCCACGCCGCCGCCGCCGGAUUCCUCCUCGCGCUCAGCCACGACUACGUCCUGAUGAGGCGCGAUCGGGGCGUGCUGUACAUGAGCGAGGUCGAUAUCGGCCUCACUUUGCCAGAUUACUUCACGGCUCUGAUGAGGUCAAAGAUCGGCUCCGCCUCGGCUCGGCGCGAUAUAUUGCUGGCCGGGAGGAAGGUGAAGGGAGAAGAGGCGGUGAGGAUGGGAAUCGUGGACUCGGCGGCGCACGAUAGCGAGGAGAGUGUGGUUGAAGGCGCGGUGCGCCUUGGGGAGCAAUUGGUGAAGAGGAAGUGGAACGGUGAGGUGUAUGCGGAGAUCAGGAAGAGUUUGUAUCCGGAGAUAUGUGGCGUGCUCGGAUUGGUUCCUAAAACAGUCGUGGCCUCGUCUAAGCUUUGAGACAAUAAUUUCACAUCUGAUUAUGUAAUAGUAAUAAAAAGCUGCUCUAAGCUUCUGUCAUGUCAUGUGUGUUGGAGGUAAUUUUGUUACCUUGGCUGGCUGGGCUGUUAAAAAGUUAUAGAGAAUUGUUGGAAUAAUUUGAUCAAAUUGGGAUUUGGAAAUGAAUGGAAUACUUUGAGAAAUA